AUGUAUUCCUCCUCUAACUCGUUCCUGGGCGGUUCGAAUAGUGCCCGCCCAGGCGCGGGUUUUGGACAGCAACAGUCAUUUGGCUCGUUCAAUCAAGCUCCUCAACAGCCAUCGCCGUUUGCUCCCCAGCCUACCGGCUACCCCGGACAGUUGCAGUCACAGCAGACCGGCUUUCCAGGACUUGGGCCGCCGCAGAACUUCCAAGCUCCGGCACAACAGCCACAAUUUACUGGUUAUCCUGGCCAAAUCCAAGGCCAGCAGUCUCAAUUCCAGCAAGCACCGCAGCAGCCUCCUCCUUUCCAGCAGCAGCCCUCUUUCCAAAGUGCUCCCGCUCCUCAACAGCCGCAGCAGCAACAGCCACCUCAAGUAGCUCCGAUUCGCCCCCAGCAGACCUCUACCCAGAUUGCGCAGUCAUUCAAUCCAGGGGCUUCGAGUACGCCUCCGUCAAACAGGGGCCAGAGCCAGAGUACGAGCAGGAUUCCGAACAUAAGGCUGUCAUUCAUUACUGCUACGGAUCAGGCAAAAUUUGAACAGCUGUUUAAAUCAGCAGUUGGCGACGACCAGGCGUUGAGCGGAGAAAAAGCUAGGGAUCUUCUUCUGAGAUCUAAGUUGCCAGGCAGCGCACUGUCACAAAUAUGGAUAUUAUCGGAUACCACAAAGUCCGGGCAGUUGCUGUUCCCAGAAUUUGCGCUGGCAAUGUACCUGUGCAACCUCAAAUUGACCGGGAAAGAGUUGCCAUCUGUCCUCCCCGAAAAGAUCAAGAACGAGGUGUCGAGUAUGGUAGAUAUCAUUUCAUUUGGCGUUCCUGAUGCGCCCAUCAGACAAAAUGCAGUGUCUCCACCUGCUCCUCAAGCUCCACGACCACAACAGGCGUCUAACCAACAGCUGUUGUCGCAGCUUACUUCGCAGCCAACUGGUUUCUAUAAUCAGGCGACGGGUUUUCAACCUGGGCUUCAAGCCCAACCUACCGGCUUCCCAGGCCAGCAGCAAGGCCUUCAACCCCAAGCCACGGGAUUCCCGGGUGCUACUGGAUAUACCGGCCCACGUCCACCCCUGCCACCCAUGCCUACUGGAUUCACGAACAACAUGUCACCUCAGCAAACAGGCCCUUUGCAAGCCCAACCUACCGGCUUGCCAGGGCAGUGGGGCUUUGUGAACGCGCCAGCUACGGGACUUCCGAACAUUGAGGCUUUGCGCCAACAGUUGAUGCCUCAAAUUGGCCGCGAGGGUGGUUUCACUACGCAGGGACUGGCAGGCUCUGCCAAGAUUCCUUGGGCUGUUACAAAGGACGAAAAGCGAAUAUACGACGAAUUGUUCCGCGCUUGGGACGGCUUGGGCAGGGGCUACAUCUCAGGAGAUGUUGCUAUUGAAAUCAUGGGCCAAAGUGGUCUCGAGCGGGGGGACUUGGAAAGCAUCUGGACCUUGUCUGACCCUAACAAUAAAGGCAGGCUCAACAUGGAUGAAUUUGCCGUGGCAAUGCACUUGAUCUAUCGCAAGUUGAAUGGAUAUCCCGUGCCAAAUCGCCUUCCGCCAGAAUUGAUUCCACCCUCGACCAGGAACUUCAAUAAUUCCAUUGACACCGUCAAGUCUUUGCUCUCGCAAGAUGCUGAAACUAGGAAACAAACAGGCGCAUUCUUGCAGCCCCAGAAGACAGGUGUCAGUUAUCUGAAAGAUCGCUCUUUCCGAGCGGGUUCAGCCUCUCCAAGUUUCGGACGGAAAGAUGCCACUGUGUUUCGCAACAAUGAUGAUGAUAUCGGCUAUCGAUCCAGCGCAAGACGCCGCAUUGGUGCCGGCGGGAGGACCCCGUCACCUGCUCAGUCCUCAGACGUCUCCGAGAGUGCCUAUGACGAUAUGACACCAGAUCAGAUUAGGAAGAAGAUUCGAGAGAAGAAGAUUCUUUUGGACGCAACAGACUUUCAGGAUGAGCGUCAAGCUGAUGAUGAUGACGUCCUGGACCGUCGGGAUAGACGCGAGGCAGAGGACCUUUUCAAGCAGAUUCGCCGCAUCCAGGACGAUAUCGAUACACACCCGAAUUCGGGAUUUGGUGGUUCAGACACUGGAGCUGAAAGAAGAUCCAUGCGUAGAGAACUACAGAAAUAUCAGGAUCGCCUUCCAGCACUUGCCUCAGACGUUCGAAAGGUCGAGAAGAGUAUUGCAGAAGCUAGGCUGCAGUUGUUCCGCCUGAAGGAUGCCAAGGCUCAUCCAAAUAGCGCCUCUAACAUCGUCGGCACAGGUCCUGGUGGAGCAGUCACCGAGGCUGAUCGUAUCAAGGCCAGAGCAAGAGCGCGGAUGCAGGCGAGAGCAGCAGAGCUAGCAGGACGACCUGCUCCAACGACGGAUGAUGAAGGAGGUGCCCAAAGACGUCUGGAACAGGAAACUUCCAAGGUCAAAUCCGAGCAGGAACGACAUGAAGCUAUGACCCGAGACGUUGAAGAUAGUGUCAAAGACUUUGUCUCCAGUCUGGAAGACGGCCUACGCGUCGAGGGUGAAAGCGCCACCCAGGAACAUGAACGGAGACGAUGGGAAGAAGCUUUGGGUGUGGAAGACGAAGUCAAAGAACUGAUCUAUGACUUGCAAAGGAGUAGCAGGACAGCCAAAGUCCGCAAAGAAGAGCAAACGCGCGCUGCUCCCCGAGCUUCUGCAGAUUACGGUCGCGACGAACCAAGACACACCAACGGUAGCCUGCCAAGUCGUCCCGCCCCUUCCACCACCACUUCAUCGUCAUCUUUGACUGUCGGUACAUCACCUCAGGAUCGAGUCGCUGCUGCCAAGGAGAAAGCUUUGAAGCGUAUCCAAGAACGCAUGGCUGCAGCAGGCAUCAAGCCGGCUGGGGAUUCCGGAGAGACACUUCAACAGCGUCAAGAGCGCGAGAAACAGGAACGAGCGGAGCGUAUCCGAAAAGCGGAAGCAGAAGAUGCCAAGCGUGAGCAAGAGAGGCAGCAAAGACUGGCGAACGAGGGAGUUGCCCCUCCGAGUCCUAAAUCUGCAAAAAAGCCUCCUCCCCCACCUACUCGAAAGCAGCGACAGGAGAGCUAUGAUCUCUCUGACCGCAAAGCACAUGAGGCGGCAGCACAGCAAAAGGCUAGAGCUGAGGAAGAAGCAGCCGCACAGAUCAGGGCCGAGCAAGAGGCACAGGAGCAAGAGCGCAAGAGAUUAGAGGCGCAAGCCAAAGAGCAGGAAAACGACUUGGAAAAGGAGCGUCAAGCCGCGCAAGACCGUUUACGUGCCUUGGAGGAACAAGUCAAAGCUGGCAAGAUCAAGAAGCAAGAAGAGAAAGCUCGUAAAAAGGCGGCCGAAAAAGAGGCCAAGGAGAAAGAGGCCAAGCUAGCUGCUCAGCGAGCUGAGCUUGAAGCCGCUAGAGAGAGAGAACGGCAAUUGCAAUUGCAGCUUGAGAACUUGGGUGACUCUUCUUCCGACGACGAUGAGCCAGAACAGGUCACCCCACAGGAGAGCACACCGGCCACAAGUCAAGUCCUGACAAGCUCGAUCUCGUCACCUCCGCCUAUGGCACCUCCUCCCCCGGAGCCGUCCACAAGCAGUGGCUAUGAUGCCAGCCCCCUUUCCAGCCCUCCAGGAGAAGAGUCAAAGAACCCUUAUUUCAGGAAACUCUCCCAACGUUCAGAAGAUGCAACGCCUGUCUUUUCACCACCACCAGUCCCCCAGAGUCAGCCCUUUUCUCCGCCAGCUGCAGCACCACCCCCAGCUCCAGCGGCAGACCUACCAUCUACCAAUCCUUUCCAUCGGAUUGCUCAACAGGAGGCUACCAAGCCGCUGACGCCCUCAUUCACUGGUGCUCAAUCAAGGCGUCGCCCGGAAGAGGACGAGUGGUCAGCCGCUGGGUCUGACAAGGACGAUGACAGCGACAACGAGGACGACCCUCCGGCAGCUGGGUCAGCCAAACAUCUUGCAUCCAUUCUGUUUGGCACCAUGGCACCACCCCGGCCACUUUCAGCCAUGGAUAGUAAAGACAGCAAACCUGCUACGCCUGUCCAGGAACCUCCACCUGUUCCAGGUGCCUUUGAGGCUCCGCCCGCACCGCCACCACCAAUGCCAGACAGUGGUGCACCAUCGGCAGCUCCUCCUCCUCCCCCAAUGCCUAGCUUUGGGGCACCAAGCGCACCACCACCACCUCCUCCUCCUCCGCCAAUUCCGAGCGGUGGUGCGCCUGAUAGUGCCCCUCCACCCCCGCCAAUGCCCGCGCCAGCCCGCACAGGCACCGGAGAUAUUGGGGCCCUUCUAGGAGAGAUUCAAAGAGGGAAAGGGCUAAAGCACACGGAAACAAAGGACCGAAGUGCUAGUUCUGUAGCUGGAAGGGUGCUGGAUUAG
Exophiala spinifera is the source of this 4326-nucleotide messenger RNA. RefSeq lists its product as uncharacterized. The coding region runs from base 1 to 4326 and encodes 1441 amino acids. NCBI's taxonomy places the organism in Eukaryota, Fungi, Ascomycota, Eurotiomycetes, Chaetothyriales, Herpotrichiellaceae. The record is from RefSeq and is a predicted model, not a curated record. Gene Ontology annotation, cellular component: cytoplasm; plasma membrane. The transcript is spliced from 3 exons. Gene Ontology annotation, molecular function: actin binding; calcium ion binding. Gene Ontology annotation, biological process: endocytosis; endosomal transport.